GCCACGGUGCUCCGUGUUCACUGACGGUUUCUCCUUCCUUCUGCCCGCAGUGACCGACCUGCAGGAGGAGGGCAAGAACGCCAUCAACUCGCCGAUGUCGCCGGCCUUGGCGGACCUGCACCCCGAGGACACCCUGCUAGAGGAGAAUGAGGAGCGCACCAUGAUCGACCCCACCUCCAAGGAGGACCCCAAGUUCAAGGAGCUGGUCAAGAAAGGCAGCUGCGUGGAAGCGCCCCGCUGGGCAGAUGCCGGCGCUGUCAGCGCCGUGGGAGGCGCUGGGAGGCGUCUGGCGCCUCACGGCCCGGACCGCGCCCUCCGAGGAUCCGGCAGCCACGAGCAGCCCUGUCCCUUUCCUGGAGGGAGCUGGCCUCAGCCCCUGUCCCUUUCCCGGGGGGAGCUGGUCUCAGCCGCUGUCCCUUUGCCUCCGCAGUCUCUCAUCACCUUCGUGAACAAGCACCUGAACAAGCUGAAUUUGGAGGUGACAGAACUGGAGACCCAGUUCGCAGACGGCGUGUACCUGGUUCUGCUCAUGGGCCUGCUGGAGGACUACUUCGUGCCCCUGCACAACUUCUACCUGACCCCAGACAGCUUCGACCAGAAGGUCCACAACGUGUCCUUCGCCUUUGAGCUGAUGCUGGACGGGGGGCUCCAGAAGCCCAAGGCCCGGCCAGAAGACGUGGUGAGCCUGGACCUCAAGUCCACCCUGCGGGUCCUCUACAACCUGUUCAACAAGUACAAGAACGCAGAGUGACGCGCGGCGACGUCCCUGCGCUCCCCACCAGCCCGCCCUCUCCCUGCUCCCCCCACCUUCCGGGGUUGUCGCCCCGACCUCCUGCCCGUGUCCGUGUCCAUGAGCUGCAGGGUUCUGAGGCCUCGCUUCUCUGGGCUCCCGGCUGAGUCAUCAGCUGUCGACCUGGAUCAGACGAUGAAAAGGAAAAACGCCGGAACCCAGGCCCCUCAGCUCCGGGAGGGGCGCCCGCGUUCCAUCUGACGGCACAAUUAGGGGUUCCAGGCAUCACCCGGCAGCUCGGCCAUCCUGGUGGGACCUCCUGGGAGUGCACUUCUUAGUAAAGAGCGUUUUGCAGUUUUAAAAACUCCACUCAAGUCCCAGAAGCCUUUGCUGUGGCAGGAAUGUCCCCCCACGUUCCUGCUUCGUGGCCGCUCCGUGUUGUGUUCAUCUCGUGUUUGCACAAACUUCUGAGGCCCAGAGGCCCCGCCGCCCGCCGCCCAGGGAGGGGGACCUGCCCAGGGGACGCCUCUGCUUCUGCUGCCGGUGGGAGCGGGGCCGCGGGAUGCAGUUUAGAAACGUCAAAAGCAGGUGUAUCCCUUCGCUCCGGCCGCGACAGAGCCGCAGACUGGGCAGCUCCGACGACAGAGUUUAUUCUCUCAGCCCCGGCCCGGGAGCCCGAGCGCCAGGCGGGCAGCGUCGGUUCCUUCGGAGCCUCCCUCCUUGGCCUGCAGACACCUGUCCUCCCCGGUCCUCCCGGGCGUCCCUGUGUGUGUGUGUGUGUGUGUGUGUGUGUGUCCUGGUCACUUCUUAUAAGGACCCUAGUCAUGCUGGGCCACCCCCAGCCGUGUGACCUAAUUUCACCGGCAUCACCUCAGGUUGCCCUUUCCGAGGCCCUGGGGGUUAGGGCUCCAGCCCGUGGGUCCUGGGGGCCACGGCAGCCCCUCCUCGAGGGAGCGAGGCUUUCCUCUCGAUCCCCGAGUCUUGGCACUUCCCCUGGGGCACCUGCAGGAGAUACUGCUCACUCGCCUCUGUGCUGCUCACCCCCUUGCUCACCGUGGCACAGGGGAGAGAUGGGGAGGCUCCGCUGGGGCUCCGGUGGCUGUGUGCUGGGGCUCAGCCCCCAAACUCGGCCCCAGCGCCCCAGCCUGGGUUUAUGAUGUGCGUGCGAACCCCGGGGCGGCCCCUGCAAUCAGCCUCCUCCCCCGUUUCUCUUCGGGGUUCGCCUUCUGCAGGAGACAGGCUGUGGAGAACGUGGCUGCUGUUCAGUGGGCUGUCGCUGCUGGAGAUUUGGGAAAGGGGGCAGCAUCCCAUCUCGGCCGGCCGCAUGCAGGCUGGGUGGGCUCAGGGCCUGUUGAUGGAGGUGGCUGCCAGGGGGGAAAGGAAUAAGUAAGAUGGCAUUAGGUGGUCUCCGGCGGGGUGCAUGGCAUGGCAGGGCGGUACUGGCACGUGGCUGAGCUGGGACAGUCAGUGCCGCCUUCAUCACAGCCCCUGGGGCGGGAGGCCCACCCACCUGGCGUGCUCACCCGUCCCUGGGGCCAUGCGGGGAGGAGGCAGCCUUGGGCGGCCUGCCCGGUGGGCAGCUCUGCGGGUUCCUCGGCCACGUGGAGGCUGGUGGGAGAGGGAAAGGAACAGUGAGAUGGGGAACGGACUCCCCGGCGAUCGCCUCGCAGCGCUGACUGAGCCCAUGGUUCCCGGGAGGGUGUGAUAUUUCACCGAAUUAGUUUUCCGAGUUGGUUCAAAGGUGUGGGAGUGCCUCACGCCUGCCAAGGCCCCCCUUCGGCUGCACCGUGUCAUUUUUCCUUGUUCCACUUUCCAGUGUGAGUCCAAACUCACAGCGUGGCCUGGACGGGUGCACUGGGGGCCCGUCCCAGGCAGAAGUCGGUGGCCCUGGCCCCUGUGGCUCGGUUGUUCGGGCAUCGUCCCGUGCACCCAAAGGUCCCAGGUUUGGUUCCCCAUCAGGGUUCAGUCCCCAGUAGGGGGCGUGCAGGAGGCAGCUGAUGGGUGUGUUGUUCUCACAUUGAUGUUUCUCUCCCUCUCCCUCUCCCUCUCUCCCUAAAAAUCAGUCAAAAUAAGAAGGGUGAGCUCUGCUUGGGGAAUGAGUCCUUCGUGUGAUCAACCCAUCAUCGUCUCGUUGGCUUGGGGAUGUAGUUGUCCGGGCGUGAGUUCAGGUCAGGGAAGCUGGGCGUCUUCGGGGUUGCACAUGCCCAGGGAGCGGCGUUUCUCCAUCGAGGGGCUCUCAGCACAGGAACCCAGUGAGUGCCAGGCCGGCUCUCCAGGCCCAGGGGAUGCCCUUUGUCCCUCCCCCCACCCUCUGGCCUCGGGCGCCUGCCUGAGGCUCCGUUUCCCCUUUAACAACCACAGGGAUUAUGCAAGCGCCAGCCCAGCGCCUGCCCCGCGUUUCAAUUGGAUGUGACAGAGAGCUGUGCUGUUCUAAAGCAACGGGAUCCUUCCCCCUCCCCUCUGUGGGCCAGUGUUUUAUUGUGUUUAUAACCGUUUCAAGCACUGUUUACUUUGGGUUUCUGGAUAUUAAAUAAAAGCCACUCAAACCCCC
Myotis lucifugus (little brown bat) is the source of this 3281-nucleotide messenger RNA. RefSeq names its product beta-parvin. The transcript has 7 exons. The coding region runs from base 95 to 751 and encodes 218 amino acids. The record is from RefSeq and is a predicted model, not a curated record. Gene Ontology annotation, cellular component: cytoplasm; actin cytoskeleton; focal adhesion. Gene Ontology annotation, molecular function: actin binding. NCBI's taxonomy places the organism in Eukaryota, Metazoa, Chordata, Mammalia, Chiroptera, Vespertilionidae. Gene Ontology annotation, biological process: actin cytoskeleton organization; establishment or maintenance of cell polarity; lamellipodium assembly.